GGCGAGUGGUGGAGCGAGGAAGGGGCCAUUCUAGAGGUAUGCGUGUGUGAGAAAGAGUGUAGGCAGCCUAAACGCUAAUGACAAGCUUUGUUCCCCUUUUUUUGUUUUUUAAAUGUGCAGGUUAAGCUUAUGAGAGGUGAAGGUGGCUUCUGGGGUGCAAUCAUUUGAAUACUAAAGGAUGUGGCAUUAGCGGCCAGGACUUCGCUGGGUUUCUCUGCGCAGCUCUCUGAAUUAACACAGGAAACGCGAGCACGAUCCCCGGUAAAGUAGCGCCUGGUGGUUUUGGAGUGCUCGAUCUGCCUGGGUCCUCAUUGCCUUGAUAGGUUUGGACCGGCAGGGAUUUGUUUUGUUAUCCUUUAUUAAACCCGUCUCUCUCUCUCUCUGGCUCUCUUUCACACUGCCUCUUGCCUAUAAUAGCAUAGUGGUGGGAUCCACACAUUGCAGAAUUCUGCUGGUGAGAGUCAAAAGGAAAAACAGGAUCAAAGUUCGCUGACGUGCUGCGGCAAUCAGGUGCGCUGUGAAAAGUUUGAGGAAUAUUGUCUGGAUGCGGUCUGCUGACAGAAGAAUGAAGCACUCUAAAACUUUUUUCAGGUCUGGAAGAGUCGUAUCUCUGUGAUUGUGUUUGUUCAUGUGGGAUUUGCGGAGGCUUGGUUGGAAACGAAGACCAAUCAUUUCUCUCGAUUCUCUGGGCUGAGAGCAGGCAACUAAGGGGGACACGACGAGCAACCCCCUCUAUCAAGACCUGAUCUAUUUCCCCAAACUGUUUAGUGUAUUCAUGAGGUUACGCAAAUGUGGAGGCAGCAAAAUUAUCGUAAUCAAUUGAAACAGCGACUGCGCAUCCAUGAUUCUGAUUAUUUGGAGAUCAUCUGUCUAUGUAACGAGGAAAGGGGGGCAUUGAAUUACUGUUGAGUUUCUCGGAAGUCCAUGAUCAUUGGGCAAGGGAGUUUAGUCAGUGAUAAUAGUGCUCUUCGGUCGGCGAACUGACGUAUUUUACCUUUCAUUAGAUAGCUGACUUUGCCCCGCUGAAAGGUGCUGUUUUAAAACCAAACACCACACUCUCCAGACGAUCGACUGCAGCGUGUUCUCUGUAAUCUGACAAAGGAAAAAAAGAGGCAGACGAGCCACAGGACGAUAAACUGAGCAUGGAGGUCAGGUACAACCAAGAGACAGAAGGGAUCGGGCUGAGGAAUGGACUAAAGAAGGGGAACGAUGACAAGGAAUCCCAGGAAAGCUUGUCAAAAAGCUACUUCAAGGAGCAACCAGACUCUUUUUCCCCCACUGGGACUGUGGACAACUGUGAGAAGAACAGGGGGAGCACGGCAGACCUAGACUACUGUCGGAGGAUACUAGUCAGAGAUGCUAAAGGCUCUAUCCGAGAGAUUAUCCUGCCAAAGGGUUUGGAUUUGGACCGACCCAAGCGGACCCGCACCUCUUUCACUGCAGAGCAGCUCUACCGGUUAGAGAUGGAGUUCCAGAGGUGCCAGUAUGUGGUUGGAAGGGAAAGGACAGAACUGGCCCGUCAACUCAAUCUGUCUGAAACUCAGGUGAAGGUCUGGUUCCAAAACCGGCGCACUAAGCAGAAGAAGGACCAGGGGAAGGACUCUGAGCUGCGUUCAGUGGUUUCAGAAACAGCCGCCACCUGCAGUGUCCUCCGACUACUGGAGCAGGGACGGCUGCUGACUCCUCCAGGCUUGCCGGGGCUCCUGCCCCAUUGUGGCAGCGGCACAUUGGGCUCCACCCUGCGCCCCCCGUCCAUGACCAUGGCCAGCAACAGCAGCAGUGGCAGCAGCAGCGGUAGCAGCAGCGGCGGCAGCACCAGCACGGCGGGGGGCAGCCCUCCACUACCUGCCGCCACCAGCUCGGGGACAGUGGCAGGUCUGCAGAGUUCACAGGGGGCUCACGGGCUGUUCAGCUUCCCUAUGCCCUCCUUACUCAGCGGCGUCGCCACACGCAUUUCCUCCAACCCCCUGUCCAUGGCCGGCUCGCUGGCCGGCAACCUGCAGGAACUUUCCGCUCGAUACCUGAGCUCCUCUGCUUUUGAGCCUUACACGCGGACCAAUGGUAAAGAACCCAUUGACAAGAAAAUUGUGGAAUGAUGCUUUGUUUUCACGUAAAUGGAUUCCUGUUUCGUCUGGACACAUUCUGGUCUUUGUACUGCCUUCUAUUAUCUCUGCUCAUUCUCUUUCAUCCGUCUGUGUCAUGUUCUGUAUCAGCUCAUGUAUUCCAGUUCUCACAGAAAACUUAAGACCUACACAAACUCAUCUAACAAAGAUUUUGCACAAAAUGUUCAGAUUUUGUUAUAGACACUUAAUGCAAUUUAUGAGGGGUAUUUCAAGAUUCUGUUCAAACACAUUUCCUUCUUUCUAUGAAUCCCAGAUUGCCAUAUACGCCACACAGGGCCCGAGAGAAUAUGGCUGCUUCUCGCCACAAAAGGUCUCCCGCUGUAAGAGAAGUGGUACAUAAUGUAUAGCAAGGAGUGCGGGAUAAGUGACAGACAGUGUAAAGGGAUGUGGGUUAUUAUUACUAUUAUUGCAGGUAGAUGUAGUGAAAGAAAGCUAGCUGUCAAAUACUGUAUCUUAGCAGCCGUUUGUAAGAUCGAUUCAGCAAAUCAAAAAACGUACAUUUAAAAUGCAACAAUAUGAAUGAACAAGCAAGGCCAAUGUCUCAACACAGAAAUGGGGGAGGAGAAAAGAGGCCUGUGUUGGAAGGUCCCUGCAAGGCUGUUGUUAUCAGCAAGCCCAAAGCGUUUGACAAACGAAUGUGGUUUGCUUACGCAGAUGCCUCGCAAAAAUUAGGGUGCAAAAAGUUCUGUUGUGUAUCUGUUUGUGUUCAGUUUGGACCAAAGCAAAACAUAAUCCAGAAAAGGUGUUGUCAUACAGUGCAAUUGUUGUUAAUGUUCCGUGUUGUUUUCUGUACUUAAACAUUUGACAACAAACGUCUUCACUUUGUUGCAUUUUCGUCUUCAAGAUGCAGUACCUGACUCCUUUUUUGUCUGUGAUUUUAAUACCACUGUGAGUUCUCAGAGUAUUGGUGUACAAUUUCUAUUCGGCGCAGGAGCUAAGCAAAGGAAAGAAAAAUCCUGAAAGGUGGAGCUCUAAAGAGAAAAGCUUUUCAGCAUUAGUAAGCUUCUUGCUUUGUUGAAUACUACACUACAAGGUUUUUCCACCAUUAAGACAAUACAAUAACCUUUCCUUCCUGUGUGAAUAUCCACAGACUUGAUAAAAGACAAAUGCACAUGGAGGCAGGAUGAAAUUAUUGUAGUAUAGAAUUACAGGAAAUUAAAAAUUGUUAUUUUAUUGUAAAUUAUUCACUUCUGUAUCUAAUAGAUUAUUGGUUUAUCUGGAAAAUAAUGAAUGAAUGUAUUAGUGGGUUGAGAAAUCAAUCAAAAGCUCUGGUGCUGUUGUUGUGAAAUAUCUUGAAAUUUGUGAAACAUGUGGUACAAAUGUGCAUAUAUAUUAUGUAUGGCUACAGACAAAGACAGGUGUGUUUUUUCUUUCUUACAUGUUGCUGUGGAUCAAGUUAUGAUAAAUUCAUGACAUUCAUACAUCACAGACCAUUGCCUGCUGUGUAUGUCCCUGACAGUUUUGUUUCUUGAAUAUUUGUGAUAAUAGUACUUGCGAUUACAAACAGAACGUUUGGCUACAAGUCAAUAAUAAUAGCAUUAUUAAAAGUUGUAAUGAGAUGUUUCAAAGAACAAUUAUAAGAGCCCCAGGUGUUCAAUUUUUUUAAAUAAUUUUUCAUUAGGACUGGAGCUAAAUAUUUUCAUUAUCUUGCAGUCAAUAACAUUUCAGAAAACUGAAAAGACUCAAACCAACUUGUCCCAAUUGUCAUGGCAAUAUCUUAAAAUGUCAUGCUUUACCCGAACAAAGGUCUUAAACAGGGAUAAGCAGCAAAUCCUUAAAUUGGAUGAGUUUUCGCUUUUAAAAUGUUUUAUUAAAAAAAAUCCUAAAUGUUUAACUAGCAACCAAUUCAUUUAUUGAUUAUUUGUGUCAGCUAUGGGUUCAACAUUAUGAUGAAUGCCCCUUUCACUUUGAAAAAUACUAUUUUAGUCUCCCACAUUUCAUUUACCAACUAAAAUGUCUCUGUCUGGCUGUUUUAUACCGAAGACUAAACAGUAAACUUGACCUAAAUGAGGUUGUGCUCAUCUGACUUGCUUUCAAUUACUGUGAGCUCAACAAGAAGCUUUAUGUAAAGCACAAAGGGCUUUGUGACAUUUUUCUGCUAAUUCUAAAGUCUGGUUGAGUCCGAUCUGCGACCCGCUGACUGAAUUUUUACGGUGAAAAAAAGGUAAUUUAAAGUUUAGUCUAGAGUUAAUAUUAUCCUAAAAACAUCAAUCUAGGAUAAGUCCUUAGUGGUCUCGGUCGAUGAAACAAAAUGUAAUUUUAACUUACCGCAUUUAUGAAACAGCAGUUUAUACAAAAUUUUAUUUUAUUUUUUGUGAAAAAUUCAUUUUUAUGGAAAAAAAUUUCAUCUAAAUACUUCAAUGGUUGCCUGUAUUUAAAUGCAAGACAGAUCAUUAUUAAAUCAAAACUCAUGGUGAACUUA
Messenger RNA from Gasterosteus aculeatus aculeatus (three-spined stickleback), 4545 nucleotides. RefSeq names its product ventral anterior homeobox 1 (gene vax1). Gene Ontology annotation, molecular function: RNA polymerase II cis-regulatory region sequence-specific DNA binding; DNA-binding transcription factor activity, RNA polymerase II-specific. Gene Ontology annotation, biological process: central nervous system development; regulation of transcription by RNA polymerase II; brain development. NCBI's taxonomy places the organism in Eukaryota, Metazoa, Chordata, Actinopteri, Perciformes, Gasterosteidae. The record is from RefSeq and is a predicted model, not a curated record. Gene Ontology annotation, cellular component: nucleus.